AUGUGCACUCGGGCUGGACGCGUAUGCCAAGGGUAUACGGCGCCACCCGAUAAACGAACCCGUGAAGUCCGAGAUGCGCGCACCGCGAAGACAAAUGGUGGGGCUCUAAACAUUGUGCAUGUAGGCCAGCAACAAGCCCAAUGCGUUGGCCUGGUCCAUGUGGUUGAUGGGAGUCAAGUUGGCUUGUCGCGGAUGGAACGCGACUAUUUGUAUUCAUUCCGUUCAUAUACUGCUGGCCAGUGUGCUGGGUAUCACUUUGACCCAUUCUGGCAGGUUCUUGUUCAUCAAGUCAGUGAAUCUUGCCCUGAGGUGCGCCAUGCAGCUAUUGGUAUCGGUGCCUUGCAUCGUAGAUUUGCGAAUCCCGAUUCCAACCGGAAUGACAUUUUCCCACUCCGGCAGUCCACAAAGGCCAUUGCUUGUCUCCGCACAGCUAUGAUGAAGGAUAACCAAUCGGAUCCCUCGGUUACGGAGAAGAUCUUGGUAGCCUGUGUUGUUUUAGUUACAUUCGCCCUAUUCCAAGGCGAUGUUGAUGCCGUUCGCUGUCAUCUGCAAGCUGGCACUAAACUUCUCUGGGAGUGGAGAAAGAAAAAUUUCAGGAACCCAGUUGCUUCGGUUUUAUUACAUACAUUUAUACAACUCCACAUCCAUUGGGCAAGCGCUACAAGGCUCCAGGAUUAUAUAGGAGGUUUCCCCUAUCUUCAAGAACUUAUCCAUGACAACCUCGUCGAUAUCUCUGCAUAUACCGAUGAACUGUCAAAAGCGACUCUCCUAGUGUCUGUUCAAUCUUGGGCGCUAAUGUUAAGUGACCCCGUGUCACUUGACCCGAUGACCACCAAUCUCUCAAAAGGAUUUACAUGGGACACCCCUGCAAACAAGGUCCAUCGAUUUAACAUGCAAGUGGAAGAGUGUACUGUUCUUCACCGGAAGGCGGCCUCUCCCACAAAGCUCCGUGCCUUCAUGGUCCUCCAGAUACAGAUUGAGAUGAUGCAAAUUGUCCUCGCCUCAACAAAAUUUUCAGGCUGUGAAACAGAAUGGGAUAGUCUCUUACCCCAUUUCCAGGCUAUUGUUGAUACAGCAGAAGUGUUGUUGAGUAGCUUCGAUCAGUUGUCCGAUCCACUAUUUUCUGCCAAGGAAGGAUUCUUAGGGGCCCUUAUGUUCUGCGGGCUCAAAUGUCGUGAUUGGACGGUUCGGCAGAAAGUGUUGGCUAUCUGCCGGAAGUACCAUCGGCGAGAAGGAAUGUUUUCUACCACCGAAGCUGCUCUCCUGUUACAGCGUAUGUACGAUGUUGAGUCUGCAGGGAUUCCACCGGGAGAGAAAAUCCCAGAGUCCGCUCGUAUCCCCAAUAUGUACAUCGCGGAAUUUCCCAACCAUUCGAAAUUCCAGACCAAAAGUCACAUCAAGUAUUGUGACAGGAAUGGGAAUUGGUACAGUGAAUGGCUGUCACCAUGA
Penicillium vulpinum is the source of this 1449-nucleotide messenger RNA. RefSeq lists its product as uncharacterized. The transcript has a single exon. Bases 1 to 1449 code for a protein of 482 amino acids. NCBI's taxonomy places the organism in Eukaryota, Fungi, Ascomycota, Eurotiomycetes, Eurotiales, Aspergillaceae. The record is from RefSeq and is a predicted model, not a curated record.